CUGUCUGCAUAGCAGUGACACCUACACUGUUAGUCUUUAUAACUGGACUCUGUGUUACAUUAGCGCUGAUGUUAUUGAUUGCAUCCGGCGCUCUGCUGCAGGAAGGCCAGGAACCUGCUGGCGGAGAUGGAUAUGAAGCUCGACCAGGUUCGCCACAGCGUGGUAAAAGCAGGACGAUGACUGAGCUUUGAAGGAUGCAAGAGUUGAACUACAGCAGGGGUGGAGCUGCCCUGAUAAUUUCAGUGAACAAGUUGUUUUCAAACAGGAAAUGCAGCCUGGACGAAAUUAAAAGAAGAUGGAAGACUGCCGAUAUUUAUUCAGGCCUGGGACUGAGAGACCCAAUAAUGGACCCGUAAGUGUGCAUGAGCACGUUUGUGUGCAGAAUGUGCAAUAACUGGCAAAUCUCUGUCAUUCAGACAUUUAGUAGAAAGUCUCGUCAGAUGACUCCCGUGUGUCAUUCUGGGAUUAUCAUAGUGUCUCUCCUCCAGUCAGUAGAAAGCAUGCCCUCUUUAUCCCAUAAAGUAGCAGUCUUCUCCUUUCUGCCUGUAAUAUCACUAAUGUAUCAAAUGUGAAUCAGUAUAUCUUCAGGUGUACUGAAACUGCCUUGUGGAUGCCCUGAAUCAUUGAUGCAGGAAUGAAGAGGAGUGUGAGGACCAUGAAGUGGGUUCCUACAUCUGUGUCCUUGAUUGGACGGAGUGUUCAGCCCCUAACUCACAGAGAAAUACUAAGCACACAUCAGAUUGGCUAGCUUCAUCUGGAUUUUGUUUCCCACAACACUUCUGUCCCCCAUCGGAGCUCAGUGGACAGCUGAGGUUUAUAGAUCCCGUCAUCAAAGGUUUACCAAGCCAUGCCAACCAGGAAGGAACAACUUUCCAUAUGGUGGACAUUUUUUAUUGGAUUAAGCACUUUUUGAAUGAAGCAACCCAGCAGCAUGCCAUUGUCAUGGAUUCCUUCAACAGGCUCAUCAUUCUUUCUGAUAAUUGUAUAACUAUAAAUAAAUUAUGCCACAUUUACUCCUCUCUGAAUUUGAGAACAUUUAUUAGACAUAGAGGAAGUUCUGGAAGAAAUAAAAAGAUGUCUGCUGUAGAACACAAUGACGCCCAAAGAUCUUUUUGUCUCAAGACGAGCGGUCAGGACGCAGAGAGGGACAGCUUAAGGACGUGGAACCCUGAGAUCUGUCAGAAAACCCGUCAAAACGAUGAUCAUUCACGAAUACCACAGAGGAGGAGCAAAAGUGAGAAAAUGAAAAUAAAGAAAAGUGUUUCCUUUGAAGAGGAUGUCAUCGUCUACCUGUUUGAUCAGGAAACACCCACUCUCAAGCUGCCUUCAGAACCCUCUACAUCUCCACCAUUCCAUAUUCCCAGCAUCCAGUCUGAUGUUACGUCAGAGGACAAUGGGUUGCAGUGGGAAGAUGACUUCUCAGCUUUGGCGUGUGCUCAACAAUCUGGCACCGUUUCCCUGCCGACAAAGAGCUGGACUUCUCAGGGUAGGCCAGAGCGUUGCUCCCUGGCCCAAACUUGCCUGUUCCUCACCUAUGUCACCGAGUCAGACCUUGAACUAUGACACAAAGUGACUUUUAUAAGUUGGGAGACUUGGUUGGAGACUGUGAGGUGAGAGGAAGCAGUAGGAUGAAGUCCAAAGGGAAGGCAGCGAGACCCUCCAGGAGGCCCUGGUCCGACCCAGAGCCGGAGAACGAACCGGACACAGAGCCGGGCUCCAGCGAGCAGGAGGGCUCGGAGGCCUCGGUCCGGAUCGGCGGCUCCUGGAGGGGCUCCUUGAGGAGCGGGGACGGCAGGCGCCGGCAGGGAGGAGGAGGAGCAGGUGGGGGAGGCGGGCGGCGGCGCAGGAUGUACGGGUCCAGCACCAAGGAGCGCAGCAUCCGGAGGCUGGAGAGCAACGAGCGGGAACGCCAGCGCAUGCACAAACUCAACAACGCCUUCCAGGCGCUGCGCGAAGCCAUCCCACAUGUGAAGACGGACAAGAAGCUGUCCAAGAUCGAGACUCUCACUCUGGCCAAGAACUACAUCAAAGCCUUGACCACCAUCAUCCUGGACCUGUCGGGGGCCUGCCUGCCCACUGAGGCAGGGCCCUCGGGGGCCAGGGCUGCCAGGCUGCUGCAGUGCUACCAGCAGCACCUGGAGGAGGAUGGGGAGGACGGCCUCACCCAGUACCUCACCCACAUGCAGAGCUUCGGCCAGGAAACUUAACAGCCUGGGACUGUAAAAGGGUUUGGGACCAGGAGCCCCCUGCUGGAUGCUACAACAACUGACUGCUGGCCCAAAACUCGCAAAAGUUUUCCUACCUCUUGAACCUUUUCACUUUUUUUCACGUCUCAACCCCAAGCUGUCAGGAAAUAAAUGAAAUGUAAAUAUUUAUUGACAUCCCUUUGUUCUGAUUCCCCAGAACAAAUCCCAGUUUUAUUCAGAAAUGACUUAAUUAGCAAAGCCGGUCCACCUGUGUGAUGUUUGUUAUGAUCCUGUUUCUUUGACAAGAAAACAGAACCAUGAUGACCACGAACACUGCAGGUUAGAAAACAAAAUGGCAAACUUUGCACAUUUCACAAAGCUCUGUGAGGCCACUAGGAGGAAACAGAAAAAAUCUGAACACAAAUCUACCAAGAAAAAAGUGUUAUUUGAAAGAAAGUCAUAAGAAGUUCUGCUUGCAGCUUGGUACAAGCCAGAAAGGCAUGGGCGGAGCCAGGAGGUGGUGAAAGGUGGCCAUGAUCACCCCUGCUGUUCCCUUUCAAAACAGUUGGUGGCAGCAGUGAAAUGUGCUUAGACAGCAAAAAUAUAUAAAAAUAGGCGUAUGCUUAUUUACUUCUAGAAAAAAAUUUCUGUCUUUGAUAAGUUAGUUGGAAAAUAUAAAUGUUGUGCUCUAAAGUGGCUCAGUUGUUGCCCACCCCCCCCAUGAGGGGCCACCCCUUCGAAAAUUGCAUGGCUCCGCCCCUGCAUAUUGGGAGACAUGUGGAAGAAGUUGCUCUAGUCAGAAAAGAACAAAUUGGAAUGUACUGCACAUGUUGAGACAUGGUGGUGGCAGCAUGAUGCAGUGGGAAGGUUUUUUCCUUUUGAAGGAAUAAAGAAGCUAAACAGAGCUGGUGGGAAGUAAAUACAGAAAACCUUUUAUGGCCUAAAAAAAGAGCUUAACCUGGGUUGAAGGUCACUCUUCUAAAAGUACAGUGACCCCAAACCAACAGCCAGAGAUACAACAGCAUGGCUUAGACUUAAAAACUGAUUUUUAUAAAUGCUCAAUCUCACCUUGAGCUAAUUUGCAAAUGAAAAUGAGAAAUAAUUUCAUUAUGUUCAUUUGUAAAAUAGACACACC
This is a messenger RNA of Poecilia latipinna (sailfin molly), 3321 nucleotides long. It is a transcript of the gene bhlha15, whose product is annotated as basic helix-loop-helix family, member a15. Gene Ontology annotation, cellular component: nucleus. Gene Ontology annotation, biological process: positive regulation of transcription by RNA polymerase II; axon development; sensory organ development. NCBI's taxonomy places the organism in Eukaryota, Metazoa, Chordata, Actinopteri, Cyprinodontiformes, Poeciliidae. Bases 1560 to 2207 code for a protein of 215 amino acids. Gene Ontology annotation, molecular function: DNA-binding transcription factor activity, RNA polymerase II-specific; E-box binding; protein dimerization activity. The record is from RefSeq and is a predicted model, not a curated record. The transcript is spliced from 7 exons.